AUGGAAGAGGUAGUCGCUGGAGUGGCUAUCAAAGCCGAGGACAUGAUGUGGGGCCACAACUUGGGCUGCGACUUUGCUAAACAAAGCUGUCUAUCGUGGAUGAAAAGGAAUUUGGAGAAUCCAUAUCCGUUUUGCAAUAUAUAUGGUGACGUCAGUUUAGUCGUAAUUCGUUCAGCAGACAAGGAGGCAUCUCUGAAAUCAGCGUCUGAUAACUCGAUAGAAUGCUUCGACAAAACCCAUAAUACCUCUAGACUUCAUCUGACAGAAGUAAAAGGAAAGAAGAGUUCUGUCGCGGCGAAAUGCAAAGACCGAGAGCUCAAUAUUGCCGAUCGUCGGCUUGCCGCGAAAAAAGUU
Ostertagia ostertagi is the source of this 354-nucleotide messenger RNA. NCBI's taxonomy places the organism in Eukaryota, Metazoa, Nematoda, Chromadorea, Rhabditida, Trichostrongylidae. The record is from the annotation of a GenBank genome assembly.